AUGGUCGAUCAAGCCCAAUCUGUUACCCGCCGCCGGGCCUUUCGUAGAAACGCGGUUAAAGCAAAUGAUAGUAAUAAAACUAACGAUGACUUGGAAUCAGGAUUGUUGUGUCCUUAUCAACUAAUAUUUUUAAUAGAAACCACAUUAAACAGUACCAAGUACAUAGACGUCUAUAAAGAUGCAGUGGAAGGUAUGCAUAGAACCGAAGACCAAGCGUGCAAUGUGGUCAUUAUAGACCAUAAUCGAAUCGUCGAAUCGUUAGAUAACAAUUGCGUCGAGCAGGACGAACAGUAUCGGUCACUACAUGACAGAGCUAAAAGGUAUUUUCACAAUAACAGUAGGGUGUCCAAUAAGCUGAUGGUACUGCUAGUGCGUCAAACGAUUAUUAUCAAUUUAGAAUCAAUGCGUCAAAAGUUUAAUUUCGACACCGAGCCGUAUACAUUUCAACCGGCCGUAGUGAACAUAAUCUUAAUCAAUUUCAUCGAUUUGGAACUUAUGAUCGAAUUCAUCACCUCUAAAAUUAAAGUUGAUGCAAUUGUUGAGUUGAGCUGUGGAGAAAUUGCUCAGACCCGGGACAAAUUCGUCUCCAGGCCAUUCAGGGCCAAACAGGCCAUGGCAGUUAAGGCAAUCCAAAAGUUUUGGCGGGAUUUUCACAUGUGGUUGGACACAGCUGACGGGGCGUCCGUGUUCAAAAACGUUGUGGUCUAUCAAUAUAAGUCGAAAUACAAUGCCGAAUACGAACCGCCAAACGUCGACAAGAUGCUAGUAGCGGCCAGGCUAUACGUUUUACAUGAAAUGCACAGAGUACUGUUGUUUGUAUACAACGUGAGAGCUGAAUACGAAAAGUACACUCAAAACAACAACCCCGUGUACGCCUUACCCGUAAACGACGACGAUUCUAUGGUGCAGCACUACUAUGAAUCGUACACCAAACACCUGAAGGGGUAUCCGGAAGACGCGAUUGAAUUGCCUACGAUUUUGGACGCGAUGGUGAAAGCCGCGAUUGCCGGUCCCGUACAACCACCGACGGAGCGAUGGGUCGACGCAUUUUUCGGUGCGCUGAAAGACGAUAGCGACGACGGCUGUAUGGUGUAUCCGGCCUGUGUGCAGUAUGGAAACAAAUUCGGUCUGGUAGCGAAGAAACACGACUUGCGUCACACGGACUAUUUCGAUUCUGCCGUGAACGUGUUGAACGUCAGAUGGAGAAAAUCGUUGUGGGGUUCGUGUCCGUUGCCGCCUUCAGACGUGGAGGCCGAGCACGACCGCGUUAUCUCUCAUAUCAAACGGAAAUGCGAGCACCAUACCAGCGGUGACGACGUGGACGUGCAACUGUGCGCACUGGCUCUGAACCGGUUGCGGAGUAACUUGGACAUUUACAGAGGUGAACCCAUUGGUUUGCCGGGAUUGAGUAUGACAAACGUCAAGUUUCAGCCAGAAUUAAUCGAGCCGGCUGGCUGUGCGACGAUGGUGCAGAUGUUGCAGAAAGAGUCUGAAAGCUAUAGGAGAAUGAGUCACGCGUACUUUGAACCUGAAGACGUAGUUGUGGUGGGAUUUUACGAUUGUCAAAAAGUCCUGCAGACGCGCAAAUCCUCGUUCAGAUUCAACGUGCCCCAACGACCUGUUUUCGCCAAAGACUAUUUUGAUCUUCAUUACGGUAAGAGAACGCCAAAAUGUUUCUACGCAAUGGACACUGCUACUGCAGCGUCAGACAUGUCUUUGACGUAUACGGAAGAAAUAGAAGAGAUACGUUUUAAAGAUGACGAUUUCUUGAGAAUCUCCGAACGAAAAUGGCGAUUUGAACCCAGUACUGUUAGUCUGGUGCAUAAAUCCGGAUAUUACGAAAUCGUCAAACACGUAAAAUCGGUGGACGACGAUCAUCAACGUGGAGGCGAAAAUGAAGACGAAGACGACGAUGAUGACGAUCACCCUAAAAAUGACGAAGAUUGGCUAAGGGUUUAUAACAAUGACGCAGGUCUUGAGUACUAUGUGGGUAAAACUAGAAAGAACGUAAUCAGGUGUAUCGGUCAAACUUCGUGGGCGGGCAUUGGAGGCGGGUGCACAGUAGAGUUGAUUUCGGGAAACGAUCCAGGCUACGGCAUGCUGCAGCAGAUAUACCGGCGACGGAACGAUGUCGAUGGUGCCAAGGUCAACGCUGCGGAAGUGGAAAUGUGCCGGUUUUACGGCAACGGGCGGGUGGUCGCCGAGUACGCGGACCGAACGAAAGUCACGUACUGGUCGAGUGGGAAAAUCCAGCGGCCGUCGCGGUCUACUCGAACACCACUCCAGGAAUCGUCGAAGAGCAGCACUGGUAGACCCAGGGCCUCCACCAUCAGCAGCGAUAGCACCGAAGGCGGUCCCACCAAAAUCGAACCCUCAAAAAGCGUCAGCAUCAAGGCAAAGAAGAGCCAGGCCCGAAGGACCACCAAAAGCGUAACCGGGAUGGGCAGGAGUCCGUCAAGAAUGAGACGGAAAAAGUCGACCAUCUCGCCUUCCGGCACGAGUGAAAACAACAAAAACAACGACCCCCUUCAAGAUCCGCGGAUGAGGCGUCAUGCUGACUACGUGGAACGGUUCUCGGAGGACGGUGCCACAAGGACGGUAGAGUUUGCCGACGGAACAUGCAUCGUGGGUGCGACGAACGUCCGUCGAUCGUCGACGGUCGUCCCGCCGUACGAGUACAUCCAUCCCGCGUACCAUACCGUGACCGAAGACCCGGACGGAACGUUUAAAGUCACCGGUGUCUGCACGAUGUCCCGUGGUUUAGCCGGCGGACCGGUCGGGCUACGGUUGACCGACCGGUCGAUGCGGAUCGACGCUACCACCGACGCAGUGUAUGUGUACCGGUCGGACGACGACGGCGACGACGACGAGCGGUUGACUGCCACUUUUGGAUGGAACGGUUCGGAGUUUCUGUUCGAAAAGCGCGUGAACGCCGUCCGAGUGGUGACGGUACCACGGAAGCGGCAGCUGGGUGAUGACCUGGUCCUAGGAAUGACUGGUGCGACGAUGGUCACGACCGAAGAAGCGGAGUCUGCAUCUGAGUGUUUCGUCGUCAGACGAGGUAUGUCGGGAUUCAGGACGCUGGAUAGCCUCCGAUAUGAGCAAUUCGCCGAUGGUGUGCGCGGACGCCAGCACACGGCCGUGCGCGAGAGUCAACGGGUUAGGACCGUUACUGUUUUCGCGGCACAUGACGUCGAUGUGGAAAAGCCAUGGGUGACCGGUCCACCCGCGGUGGCGAUUGGCGAACAGUACGCGUGGCUGAGACCAUUUUCGGGCAAAGUCGCCGCCUUAGACGACGAGCGAGUCCCAACCACAAUCCAGCUGACGUCUCGUUCAUUCCGCAAGGUAAACAUCGAUUACGGUCCGCUCAUCGAAGCUCUGAUGCUGCAGCAAUACACCGGUUCGGGCAGUCAGGCCACGGUGGACGUCCCGCCCGGGAAACUACGGGUCCGCGUAUAUGUUCCCGACGUGGACGCGUUGAGGAAGAUUUACUCACCCGGGGAUUCUCGGAAUCUCGAAUUGUCGUCAUCGCGGCGCGAUUCGGCCGCGGCGCACGACGAACGGUUAUCUGCGAAACUGGCUCAUCUCAAACAAGAGAGGUGUGACGCGCUUGAGGCACGGUCGCUGAUGAGACAAGGCCGGUUCGUUCCAUUCUUCCACGCCGAUGAUUUCGGACCUUUGAGAACGCAUCUAAAAGCCAACGGUUUGUGA
Messenger RNA from Macrosiphum euphorbiae (potato aphid), 3711 nucleotides. Lineage: Eukaryota; Metazoa; Arthropoda; Insecta; Hemiptera; Aphididae. The record is from the annotation of a GenBank genome assembly.